This is a messenger RNA of Mercenaria mercenaria, 2250 nucleotides long. RefSeq names its product transient receptor potential cation channel subfamily A member 1 homolog. NCBI's taxonomy places the organism in Eukaryota, Metazoa, Mollusca, Bivalvia, Venerida, Veneridae. The transcript has 17 exons. Gene Ontology annotation, biological process: transmembrane transport; monoatomic ion transport. The record is from RefSeq and is a predicted model, not a curated record. Bases 19 to 2250 code for a protein of 743 amino acids. Gene Ontology annotation, cellular component: membrane. Gene Ontology annotation, molecular function: monoatomic ion channel activity; protein binding.
AAAGCCUUUCCAAUCAAGAUGGCAGAUGAGAGAGAACAGAUGUUAAAACAGGAUGGAAAUGGAGUGGGUAUUGAACUACAAAUGAUCGAAAAUCGAAACGCUGCGGAUACUGACAGCGUUUUUGACUUUGUGAAGGAAAGCCCAGAAAAUAUACAAAAUGUAGAACAAUUGAAAACGCUUGUCAAGUCAGCUGAUGCAGAUGUGAAUUUCCAGGGCAAAGAUUUGAAAACAGCAUUGCAUUGGGCUGUCUGGAAAGGAGAAGCGGAUUUUGUCGAUGUGUUGCUCGAAGCUGGUGCUGAAAUCGAACAAGAUGUUGACGGAAAUACUGCACUACAUUAUGCAGUAGAGCGUGGGUCAUCACGAGACUUUGAUAUAUUCAAACGUCUUCUUCCACCACGGCAGAUACUUGAAAAAAAAUGUGGCCCCGGGCAGAAAUCUGUUAAGAGAAAGGGAAAUAUACCUUCUACAAUGACGGAAACUAAUUACUACAUAUAUAUGGCUACAUCAGUUAACAAAGAAGGCUUCAAUGUUUUAGACCUUGCAUUAGAGAAGAUAACAAGGGCUGAUACUAAGAAUAAAAUUAAUGAAGAGAGAAGGAAAAUAGUGAAGUAUAUAGUUCGGGAAACCGAUCUCUACUGCUUGCUGCGACUGCUUCGGAACAAUUCUAAAAGGAGUUUCAGUUCACCUUUUCGAGGACUUAUUGAGAAGAUGCCAGAGAUUGCAAAAGAUGUCAUGGAUAAAUGUAUAACAAGCAGAUGGAAUAAGAUAACUUUCCAUUACGAAAUCUUGGACGACACUUUUUUACUGAAAGACUGGCCACCGGACCAUGAUGAUUACUUGCUUACCUGGGAACACUGUCGGCUGAGAGAUAUUGCGACACGUGAAGAAUACACAAAUAGUAUAAAGAAGAUGAAAAACAAUCACCCUCUGAAGCUUAUGAUAAAAGGCAGAAGAACAGAAACAUCGAAUGAUGGAAUUUACCAACAACUGUUGGAUCACCCCCUUGUAAAAGCGCUAGUAAGGCGUAAAUGGAAUCAUAUUGGUGUAAAAUUCCAUGUUCUGAAUUUGGCUUUGUAUUUGAUCUAUCUGGCUGUUCUCACUCUGUGUGUGAGUACCACUGUUCCACCAUAUGUACAUUCUCAAAGUCCAAGUAAUCCAUUUACUUACCGGAACACUACUGCCUGCCAAAACGUCACAUUAUGCCAGAAAGAAACAUCAUGUCAAAACGGGAACGCGUGCCAAAACACAACUAUAUGCCAUGACACUACUACAUGCUUGAAUAAAAUCACUACAGAAGCUGCUGCUACCAAAAUGACAUGCCAUUCCUUUGAAAGUCACCGCAAGUCUAUGAUUGUAGAUCUGCAAUACUUUGUGAUAGCCUUAUCCCUCAUCAUGAUAUUAAAAGAGGUUUACCAGCUUGUAAAAACUUACCAACUUGAGUACUUCAAACAAGUAGAAAACUAUGUAGAAUUAGCUGUUUACAUAUCCUCUGUCUUGUUUGUUGUAAACGUAACAGAGUGCGAAGAUACUGACUACCGAACUAAAUGGCAAUGGAUAUUAGGCAUACUCUCUGUCUUCAUGGCAUGGAUUAAUUUGUUAGUAUUCGCAAAGAAGUUUGAUCGUCUCGGAAUCUAUGUAAUGAUGUUGGGGUCAAUUAUUAAAACGUUUCUUUUGAACGUGUUUCCUAUCGUCGCCGUCUUACUCAUUGCCUUUGCUUUAGCGUUCACAUGUGUGCAUCAAGAUCAGGUGAAAUUUGCAAAUCUUUGGCAUUCAAUACUGACGACAACGUCAUUUAUGAUAAGUGGAUUUGAUUACGAGGAAUUCCUGAGCUUGGUCAAUUACCAUGAUAUAGCUUUUGUCAGUUACAUAAUCUACAGUUUAUUUCAAUUUCUCAUGACGAUUGUAAUCAUAAAUCUGAUGGUUGGUGUAGCAGUGGAAAAUGUUCAGGAAAUACACAAAGAUGCAAGUGCUAUGAACACUGUUCUACAGAUUGAGUACACCUUGGAACUUGAAGGAAUGAUAUACUUUAUCAGUUCCAAACUGAGAAAUAUUUGCGACAUCGAAAAGUUCAGGAAAUGGGUUAUUUUCAAACCAAACGAAGAAAUCGAGCUCGCAAAACUUAAAUCGACAAUACUUCCAGUGCAACAGAUCGUGGAUCUUAUAGAUAAGUAUCUGGAACUGCAGGCAAAAAGUUCCAAAAAUGGUGGCGUUCCGAGAAAUUCAAGAUGGCGUCCAAGACGGCCGCCAUAA